UCAUCUUAUCUUCACCUGCUGCAGGCGCAAGGAGUUACGAAUGAAUGGUCGCCACAAAUAUAUCAUGUUGGGAAGGUGGAUUUUUUUGAUACCUAGUGCCUAGACCAAAAAGACACACUUGUCAUUCUUGGUUGCGCCCCUCCUCGUUUCAUUGUCGUUUCUCGACACCGCAGCGAAGCUGGCAGGAGCGCUUUGGCCUAAAGGGACAUUCUACGCGAGCGGGCGACACACUUGACAGAACAAGAUCUGGAUAUUUCUAGCUACAUGAUCAGCCGCUGCAGGAUUCAACUUGCAAUUACAACAUCUUAUCGCUUUAGUCGUCGAUGAAAAUGGGCAAGAUGGUGAGCGCCGCUGAAGCUAAGCAGCGAGAGAAGAAGAAGCAACAGAAACAAAACCGCAAACAGCGUAAGGCCGAACAGUUUCAAGAGAGGCUAGCCAAACAACAGGAUGUCAAAUCCAUCAAAGGCAAAAGCAUCGCUUCCGUAGACACGGAAGCACCAGAAAACGACGAAGAGUACUUCUUAAGUUUGUUUUUAGCGAAUUUGAACACACUGACUUCACUUUCUUUGGUUUCUUUCGCCCUUCGACGAACUCUUCGAUCCGGGUCCAAGUUAGUGGAGGCUGGAAAAAUAUUAUGAAGAUCUCCUUACAACAACAACCGCAUACUGAUUUGUCCUAAACUUUUUUAACUUCUUUGAUUUUUGUAACAACUCAGGUAUGUCAUUCCAGAGUUGCCUUUUAGCCAGGAUGAUUCACGUUAUGAUGACUACAAGAAAGUUUUUCAGACUUUGUCCGUCCUCGGGGACAACGAAGUUCCAGCGGCGGCGAAGGAAGUCCAGAAGAAGAAGACGAAGGUGGAACUUCGAAAACAGGUAACGGAUUUUGGAUUAUAUUGAUGAAACACAACUGCGAAUCAAUAGAUAUAGCUUCUUGUUUUUAACCAACUUCUUCCUCUUCGAGCUAUUCAAAAAAGUCAGAUUAUGAGCUCCGCUUUUCUUCAUCAGGUGUUGACCAUGACGGACGCAGGUGAAGAUGACAAACCGGAGAAACAAAAGAGGACCAAAAAAAAAUUUCUUGUUCAAGAAUUGAAGUCUAUGGUUAUCCGUCCAGAUGUCGUGACAGAGGUGGAUACAACCAGUCCUGACCCGGAGCUUCUGGUCUACCUCAAGGCCUACAGAAACACGGUAUGAUUUUGUUGUAUUUGUAAUGAGCCUUCUUGCAGUUUCUCAUUGGUGACGACCUUCAUGAAGAGUGUAAACAAUCAUGAUUUGAGUCUUCCUUUUCUGAUUACAAGACGAAGCCGCUGAGUAGGUUGCUAUCAUGUUUUUAUCUUUCAUCCGUAUCAACUUACAGGCUGUCGUCCCACCACAUUGGGCUAGUAAGAGGAGAUACCUCAGUACUAAGAAAGGACAGGAAAAGCCGAGGUACAAGCUGCCAGAAUUUAUCGAAGCGACAGGAAUUGCCAAGAUUCGUGAAGCCGUACUCAAAAGGGAAGAACAAAAAGGUAGGUUUACUUCUUUUGUCUCUCCAAUAAAAAAUUCAUUUUGUGCCUUGAAAUUUUUGUAGAUAUUGUAUAGUAGGAGCUACUUUACUCUUCGCGACAGAACUGGCUAGCACAUGUGAAAAGCAUUUCACAAGUUGUGUCGUGCUCCUCCUUUUUAUCAAAAGAAUCUUCAUAUUCAAUGUUACAACAGGUCUCAAGGGAAUGGCGAAGGCGCGACUUAGUGCAAAGAUGGGAAAGUUGGAUAUUGAUUACCAAGUAUUGCACGACGCGUUUUUUAAGUAUCAGACGAAACCAAAGCUCACAGGGCACAACGACGUCUAUUAUGAAGGGAAAGAGCAAGAAAUGAAGAUGCAUACACUCAAGCCGGGAAGCAAACUCACGCCAGUCCUUAUGCAGGCUUUAGGUAUAUUGUUUAGUGUACUAGAUAAGAAAAUUGUCGUUGGGAUAAUGAGGGGAAAGUUGCGGUUUUUUGGUUGUAUUUGAGAACAGGGAUAGAUAAAGGCAAGGAGCGUUAAUUGUUCUUCCUGGAAAGUCACAUAGUGAUCAAAUAUCAAUCAAUUAUUAACUCAGGUAUGACCGAUGAGAAAAUGCCUCCACCGUGGCUCUUCAACAUGCAGCGUUAUGGGCCCCCGCGCGCCUACCCAACGCUGCGGAUACCGGGUAUCAAUGCUCCGAUCCCAGAGGGCGCUGAAUACGGAAUGGGAAUGGGCCAAUGGGGUCGUCCCCCCGUGGAUGAAUUUGGUACAUCUGCCUCUAGUACGUCGAUUGGGAUUUUGAUAGACAUUAAGUAUGGAAACCUUUUUCCAGUACUGUUUUGAGAAACAAGGAUCCAUCCGAGUGCUGUCACUGUUCUCUACUUUUUUACGAAAAUAUUUUCUCAGGCAAUCCUAAAUUCGGCGACUGGGCCAAAGAACAGGCCGCUCGUGCGCGACGAGCUCAGGUGGACGACACGACUCUUUGGGGUGAGCCCGAAGACGUCUCUGACGAGGAGGAAGAGAUGCAGGCUGAGGGCCCGGAGCAAGACGGGCAGGCCACACCGAUGGUCGGCCACGCGACUCCGAUGGUCGGCCAAGCGACACCUCUCGUCGGUGGGGUCGGCACUCCGAUGAUCGGAGGCGCGCAGAGCAGCACAGGUUUCCGCUCGACUUCGGGAAUCAGCAGUGUGACUAGCGGAGUAACCGGUCUUCAGACUCCGGGAUCCAUGAGCGGUCGAUACGGAUUCUCCGGUAGCUCGCAAGGCGGCAUUCGAUCGGCGUCGGUCGCGACACCCGGACCACAGCUUUUCCAGGUACAUUUUGACUUUGAAUUGUCUUUUGUGCUAGCCGAGAAGGUCUCGCUGUUUUUGUUGAUGUUUACAAGUAGUAAAUUGGAAACAACAGACUUGCGCACUGACCACUACGAUUUUUUUUGGAAAAUAGCAUGAACAGGUAGAAACAGCGGAUCAUCCUCACAACUUCAACAUCAGAGAAAUUCGUAGGAACUCAACCCGAAUCGACUAACAUCAUCAUCAACGUGAACAGGUCCUCGAGGAACAGAAACGAGUAGCAGGCGCAGGCGGCAUUUUCCCAAGUUCUCAUGGUUACAACCGAGGAGUUGCCACACCAGGCAUUGCAACGCCAGGCAUUGCGACGCCGGGAAUAGCAACACCAGGUAGGAGACUUAACUAUGGAUCAUGGUUUAAGUAUCGCAAGUAUGCGACUGAUAUCUCAAGAAUGCAAUUUUCUUCUACUUCAGGUUUCCAUUUAUUUCGAAAUCUGCUUUAAUCUACCUUGAUCUCCCACAUCAAUGAUGAACAGGUAUUGCGACGCCGGGAAUUGCGACUCCAGGCAUCGCUACACCGGGUAUUGCCACGCCAGGCAUGCUGCGACCAGGUGUGGCCUCUGCGGGUGGUGUGCAGUCCGUCGGAGUGCACAGCGCUAUGAUCGCAGGGCGUCCGGGUAUCCAGACCCCGAUGGGUAUCUCAACGCCAAUGGGAAUUGCCACUCCAGUCGGUGGGAUUGCGACGCCAGUUGGUGGCAUUGCGACACCUACAGGCAUUGCCAGCGCCGGUGGCAUCAAGUCGGUCGAAGCAGAGGGCAUGCUCACUGCUGAUAUCAUUCGCGCACAGCUCAAACAGCACGAGGCGACAGCGGUCAAGGCGCGCGCCGCAGCACAUCAGAAGGAGGUCAAAAAGGGCAAAGACAAAAAGAAAAAAAAGGAAUUCAAGUUCUAAGUGCUUCUUUGUCUAUCAAUUUGUGAUCCUCCCAUUCUCCCGCAUUUCGCGAUUACAUAGAAAAUGGCGCAAGUACUAACAACAUACUUCUUGUCGAUAAACUCUUAGUCCCCUACUUCGUUUCGCGCUGAUGUACGGAGCAUAUUUAUUCUCUUCGCUGUUUCACCGUCGGUGCAAUACAUAUGUUCGCAUCGUCGAUGUAUAUAGUCAUGAUGAAGUACUACAUCGCACAUCAUAGUUUCAAAAGUUAAGUAUUUCUAUCUAAUGAUUAUACCUGUUCUGCCUGUUGCGGAUCCCGCAUACCAAGAAUCGAUCAACAACAGUAAGCAUGUAGACCUGAAAAUAAUCUAAUCAAGCCUACUAGCCACAUUCUGCUUUAGCUGCCGUCCGGAGGAAGUGUCGUAGCGAAG
This is a messenger RNA of Amoebophrya sp. A25, 4126 nucleotides long. The record is from the annotation of a GenBank genome assembly. Lineage: Eukaryota; Dinophyceae; Syndiniales; Amoebophryaceae.